Molecule: messenger RNA, 8243 nt
Organism: Helicoverpa armigera (cotton bollworm)
Lineage: Eukaryota; Metazoa; Arthropoda; Insecta; Lepidoptera; Noctuidae
Gene: arr
Product: low-density lipoprotein receptor-related protein 6
Exons: 23
Coding region: 230-4765 (1511 amino acids)
Biological process (GO): canonical Wnt signaling pathway
Molecular function (GO): calcium ion binding; Wnt-protein binding; Wnt receptor activity
Source: RefSeq, a predicted model, not a curated record
CUCUAGUAACACUGUUGCGUUUGUUGAUCUCUCAAACUCAUUGUCUGAGAAAUUAUUAACCUUAGCCAAAAUCUAAAUAAAAAGUUGUUUCCUACUCUCAAAACCAUAUAAAAAUGUUGCCUGCUAAGUUUCUGCCGUGCCUUAUUUAGUUUAAUUGCUAAUUAAUUAAGUGUUAUAGUGAAAAUAACCACAUGAGUGAUUGGACGAUUAGUAUGCAUUUGUUUUCAUUAUGACAAAACGCCGAAGAAUACUUUACGCGGACAAAAUAAUUCAAAAUAUUAUGAAUGUGUUUUGUUUGUUAAUGUUCCUGCAGUUAAAAGGUUUCUAUGCAGUAGUAAGCAACCCAAUAUUGUUAUACUCAACGGCAUCAGACAUCCGAGUGGUGAACACAUCAAAACUCGGCAAAGUUGACACCAUAGUUAAGAACCUGGUGCAAGGGUCUGCUGUGGACUUCUUUCAUAGGAAGGAUCUUAUCUGCUGGUCUGAUCAGACCGCAGAGUUGAUACAAUGUAUGAGUUAUAAUGAAACUCAUGUAGGGGAUAAGGUUAGAAUAGUUUCAGAAGGAUUAAUAACACCAACCGGUAUAGCAAUAGAUUGGUAUACAGACAAAAUCUAUUGGACAGACGGGGAAACAAACAAAAUUGAAGUUAUUAGCAUAGAGCAGAGGUAUAGAAAAGUACUGUUCUGGUCUGAAGUGGACCUCGCCAGAGCUAUCGCUGUUGUUCCUAAAGAAGGUCUCAUGUUCUGGACAGAUUGGGGAGAAGUUCCCAAAAUCGAAAGAGCCGGAAUGAAUGGAGACCCAGCUACUCGUAAAAUUAUAGUCAAAGAAAACAUAUUCUGGCCCAAUGGUAUCACAAUAGACUAUGACAAUAAUCUGAUAUACUGGGUUGAUGCUAAGUUACAUUUUGUUGAUGUUAUUGAUUUUAACGGAGAGAAGAGAAAGAGUGUUGUUAAAGAGAACCUUGUGUAUCCAUAUGCACUUGCGUUUUUUAACUACAAGCUUUAUUGGACUGAUUGGAAAACAUGGUCAAUUCACACAUGGGAUAUAGCAACAAGUGGCCCAAUGAAAGAGCUGAUAAAAUCAGAUCCCGUACCUGUGGACUUGAAGGUAUAUGAUGGAAGCAGACAGCUGAUGCCCCCGGGUGACUAUCCAUGCAAGGAGAAUAAUGGAGGAUGCUCGCAUUUGUGCCUUUUAGCGCCAACACCACUAGGCUACGAAUGUGCAUGCCCAACGGGCUCGAAACUCAAAGAGAACAGCAACACAACCUGCCACGACAGUCCACAGUCACUCCUCAUCGUGGCACAGCGCUCCGCUAUAUCUAAGAUAUCACUGGACUCUCCGGACUUCACUCCGUACGCAUUACCUCUUAAAGACCUGAAGAGAGCCCUCACGGUGGACUUUGAUCCCAAGUACGAACAUAUUUAUUGGGCUGAUAGUUUGGCAAAGACAAUAUCUCGAGCACGCCUCGACGGUAGCGAACAGACAGUGGUGAUUCACAUUAACGGAGUGCCCGACAGUAUUGCUAUCGACCCUCUAGCCAGGAAUAUAUACUGGACUGAUCCAGUCACUGAUACUAUCAAUGUGGCCAGGCUUGAUGGUACUUCGAAGAAGGUAAUAAUCCACAACGAGCUAUACGAUCCACGUGCCAUAGCGUUACACCCGACAGCCGGCUGGAUGUUCUGGUCCGACUGGAACGACAAGAAACCUAAGAUAGAACGAGCUAACUUAGACGGCAGUGGAAGAAUGUUGCUUGUCUACGAGAAGUUGACCUGGCCUAAUGGUAUAGCUCUUGAUACGGUCAAGAAUAAGCUGUAUUGGGGUGAUGCUAGGACGCAUAAGAUUGAGGUGUGCAACAUGGACGGUACAGAGCGAAAAGAAUUACACAGCAGUGAGAUAUUACACAUCUUCGGUCUCACGUUACUAGGAGAAUAUCUCUACUGGACCGAUAUGCAGAAGCGGACGCUAGAUAGGAUUAACAAAAAUACAGGUCUAGAACGUCAGCCUGUAGUAGAACAAAUGGCGAACAUGAUGGGAGUGAAAGCGUUUCGCCUGGGAGAGUCGCUCGGGUGGAACCAAUGCGCGGAUAACAACGGAGGAUGUUCACAUCUAUGUCUCAACACUCCUGAACGAUAUGUCUGUAGCUGUCCUCUCGGUUUUGAACUUAGUAAAGACAAGAAAACGUGCGUGCAACCCGAAGCUUUCCUAGUGUACAGUCGUAAGAAUGUUAUUGGACAUAUUAGUAUUGAGAACGAAGGAAAUGACGUCGCUGUUCUACCACUCAAAGAUUUAAAAGAAGUCAGCGCAUUGGCCGUUCACGUAGCUGGUAAUAAGCUUUACUGGUCGGACGCUAAAACAAAGACUAUCAACCGCUGCUCUAUAAAUGGAUCUAACAUGGAGAAAGUUCUCGAAUGGAUGGGAUUAGUUGAAGGAAUAGCAAUAGACUGGUCAGGACAGAACAUAUAUUGGACAGACACGGCAACACAGCGCAUUGAAGUGGCUCGUCUAGACGGAUCUAGUCGAAGAGCGCUAGUCUGGCAGGGCCUUAAGAAACCCAAGAGCAUUGCCUUGGAUCCUAAUAAAGGCUACAUGUACUGGUCCGAACUAGGCUCGAAAACAAUCAAACGAGCCGGCAUGGACGGCUCAUCCCCCUCCACCCUCUUCGAACAAGUCGGAAAAGUGCACUCUAUAGCCAUAGACUAUGAACGCAAAGCCAUCUACUGGGCAGCUCUAGACCCGCCCGCCAUAGAGUUCGCCUUUCUGAACGGAACAGGGAGGAAAGUCCUCAUCAGUAACGUGUCUAUGCCUUAUACGCUGACCAUACAUAAUGAUAAGGUUUAUUGGGGCGAUUGGAAUACUGGCAUAGUAGAAUCAGCAACAAAACUGACAGGGGAAAACCGCAAAAUCAUCCAAACUGGCCUCGAAUACAUAUCAGAAGUGAAAGUGUUCGGCCGGGCCCGCUCGGGCGGACAAUGCGCGGCCGACAACGGCGGCUGUGCACACCUGUGCCUGCCCGCGCCCAGGGAGUACGUGUGUGCCUGUCCCGCGCACUAUAGGCUGCACAGCGAUAAUGAGACUUGCACUGAACCGGAAGAAUUUCUGCUAUUUGCCCAAAAGAACGCAAUAGGGCGCAUAGUAGUUGCUAAUGGCGAAUGUAGCGACGCGUACAUACCACUCACGGGGUUGAAAAACGUUAAAGCAAUUGAGUAUGAUCCUGUUAAUAAACACCUAUACUGGAUGGACGACGACUCCCACGCAAUCCGAAGGGUCCCAAUCUCAUACUCCGUGACAUCAGCCAUCACAGACUCAACCACCAUAGUCUCAGGGCUCAGCAGACCCUUCCAUAUGGUCCUCGAUGUCCUAGGAAGGGCCCUAUAUUGGACCUGUGCGGACACAGACUCUAUUAAUGCGACCUCUAUUGAUAGUAAUUCGUCGGUUGGCGUUAUAUUGAGAGGCGAUAAUAUGAUGCCUAGAUACUUGGCUUUUCAUCAGACUAAGAGAUUCCUAAUAUGGAACGACGCGGGCCUUGGCGUUAUAACCCGAGCUAACGUAGACGGCACCGCGCGUAUAGAGCUAGCGCGGGCCACCAACGUGACAUCACUCGCUAUCGACCACGGCUCCGGCACUGUGUACUGGGCCGUCAACCGGCAGAUACAUGCCGUCGACCUGGACGGCACUAACAAACGCGUGGUGUGGCAGGGCGGCUACGCGUCUGCGCUGGCGGUGUGGGGCGGCGGCGCGUGGUUCUCGGGCUCGGGCGGCGCCAUGCGCCUCGCACUCGCGCGCCGCGACUCGCCCGCGCUGCCCGUGCCGCACGUCGCCAGGCUCGUCGCUGCCGUCGCCGUGCACAGGGUGGCUCGCUCUCACCCGUGCUGGAUGGGCGGCACGUGCGGCGCGGGUGCUUGCGGCGCAGGCGGAGUGUGCGGCUGCGUGCGGUGCGGCGCGCCGGCGUGUCAGCCGCAGCGGUUCCUGUGCGACGCCGCAGCACCGGAUCCGCGCUGUAUACCCAUGCACUGGAGAUGUGACGGUCAGAAGGACUGCGAGAACGGCGCGGACGAGGCGUCGUGCGGCGCGUGCGCGGGCGGCCUGCGCUGCGCCGACGGCGCCUGUGCUGCGGCGCUAGGAGCUUGUGACGCCGGCGCCUACUGCGAGCGGGCGCCGCUGCCCGACGCAUUCCGUUGUGACGAACACCUGUGCUUAGCCCCCCGUCUAUUAUGCGACGGCCACCAACACUGUGAAGACGGGUCAGACGAGGCUCCCGCUACAUGCGGCUUCGCUGGCGCCAAAGAACAGACUGCGCAAACUACUAGACGCUCCAACGCUUUUGUCGUAUGUGGGUGCAUUGCUGGGGCUGCGGGAGGAUUGGGCGGGGCGUGGGCGGCGCUACGACGAGUGCGUCGUGCGGCCCGGGCCCCGCCCACUCGUGCCCGCCCCGCCCCUGCAACUGUACCCCCUGCUGCUAGAGCGCUGGUGCCGCUCAAGAGACUGUAUCCUGAAACGCCUGCUUUACCAGCUCUCACCGCUACUUAUACUGACACCCUAGAAAGCGCUUGUGCGUGGUAUCCACGUCCGACAGCGAACCCGCCGCCCAGCCCCGCCACCGGCAGCGACGGCGGCUCAGCAGCGCCUCGUCGCCGCGCCUACCGCCACUACCGCGCCAGCAACCGCCCCCCGCCCCCCACGCCCGCCUCCACCGACGCCUGCGAGUCCGAGCCCGAGCCCGCCGCCCGAGCACCGCCCCCCUCCCCCGCGCCACGACGACACUAGAGUGUUCAUAUUGCAACCGAGUAAAGUCCAUUUCACGAAAGAAAUCCCGCAGACGCAGCGCUAGUGUAUAUGCAACAGUUUAGUAAAUACCUACAGAAAUAUAUAGUUCCACAAUUUUCCGUGGGACUUGUUUCGUGAAAUAAACUCUAGUUAGCUAUACUCAUGGCGAACAAAAUGACUAGCGGAAAUGUCAUAACGCAACUCCUAAUAAAGUAGCUCGCCAACAUGCGAGUAUUUUGGGGCUACUAACGUUACUAGCUCCGCCCUCAUACACCUUGCUUAGAACCUUCCCUUUGUUUUCAAAAUAAAUCAAUCAAGACCAAUCUUUGACAGAGCGGGUUUGAUUAAACAAGGAAUCCAAACCCCUCGUUAGUUCUAGUGGACGCCGUAUAAGGCGCUUGACCUACCUUCCGUAUGAAAUCUCCUUUCAUCUUUCCUUCCUCCGUGCUCCUGAAACAACUGCCCUCAAAAGCGCCCCUACCAUCUGUAGAACCUGCAAACCGAACCAGAGCCGAGCAGUUAGCUAUACCCGUUGCUCGCGCCAUUUCAUAUACUUGGUAUUAACCCUCCCCUCCCCUCGGACUUUCUUGUAUUCCGCCAAGUCAAUCCAGUACCCAGCAACGCCUUUUUACCCAGUUAUAAGUCACUCGCCCCGUAAUGCAAACUACAACACUAGUUCCAAAUAAUAAUGUGUCAAUCGAACCAGAUAUGCGUCACAAAAAUCAGUGCGCUAAUCACUGAUUCAGUCCUCUAGUCCAAUAAAUAUAAAACAUAAGAAAUAUUCGCGCAAAAACUAGAACAAGCACAAAAUUAUUUGACACAGAUCUGGAUAUUUUGUUAUUUAUAAGCGUGUGGAAUAACUAUUUGGUGCUAUUUCACUGUUCGUGCCUCAUAAUCGUUAUAAGAAUAAAAUCUCUAUUAUUUGUAAAUAGUAUAAAAUAUUAUAAGUCGAGGAGAAACACAUAAAAAAACCUUGUAAAUAUUGUUUCAAAUGUCAUUGACAAAAAAAAAUGAGGCGCACAUAAUGCAUAUGUUAUGGACCAAGUGAUAAAUUGGGCAGUAUACAUAAUGCCCGGUCAUUAUGAAUAACGCCCAAUAUGAGAGUGCAAUUUAAUAAUAAUUAUUCAAACAAUCAAAUUGACCGGGCACUAUACAUAUUGCCCGUGACCUUUUGGGCAAAGUAAUACAAACAUAUUUAAUUUCAUUUUUUUUUAUUGUUAUUGACAUUUAACUUAAAAUAAACUAAAUAUUACACAUCCCAUAUCAAUUGACAGAGCAUAGAAGUAAGCAUGCAACAUGCAGCAAGCAUGGCUUCUGUCACGGCUCCGGCGCUGCGGGGCUCCGGCGGUCCCAUGCGAGCUUAUCGUCGCAGAUGGUUUUCACGCUCACCACCGCAGCUUCGGCUUGCUGGCCGGCAGGGCCGGCCAGCCUCAGCCGCAGCGGCGAGCCUUAAAACUACCUGCGCCUCAGCUCGCAGGCCGCCUCGCCCCUCCGCGCCUACGCGGUUUUGAAUUGCACUCUAGGGGUAGGGCAGACAAGACUACGUGGAGUCGGUUUUGCAGCGAUUCGUUUUCGUCACUAAGUUCAGUUUUUAAUACAAUGUUUUGAAUCCAAAUUAAAUUCUACCAUAAAAAAACGAGCCAAGAAAAAUAAGAUAAAAAAAACGAGGCCGAGUUAGUAAAUUAGAUGACAAUUGUCCAAUUAAUAAUUUUGUGGCUAGACUUAUAAUUUCCCAUUAAAAUAGAACAUAUAAUUUAAAACAAUAAUCAUAAAAUAUGUAGCAAGUAACAGGAUUUAUUUAUUAGAACAUCUGCCACCCUCGCACCGCAUAAAAUAUAGCUUUAUUAUCAAAUUGCCCAACUAUCAUGUAGCAAUAUAAUAAUGCCCGUGCAAUGUGAUAAAUUAUGAAGUUAAGAUAGUUAUUAAUCACUUGGCCCGAUGAAGCUGGACAUUAUUCAUAAUGCUCGGGCAUUAUAAAUAAUGCCCGAAUUAAUCACAUGGUCCAUAACACAUACACGCAUCAUUUCACAUAUCCAAAAAACUGUUUUAUUUGCUUAAAACAUCGAUUUUUAUGUGUUUCUCUGUAUGUUGUAAAUAAAAUAUUGCAAGUUUUUUAUUAAACGUAACUUACAUAUAAAUAACUAUUUGUAGGCAACAGUGUACCUACUGUACGUUCGUUGUUAUCUUCGUAAUGUCUUCUUUACACUACUCGCGAAGUCGACCGAAGUGAGAAAGCACUUCGUCUUACUUCGUUCAACUUUACCUUGCUUCAAACGACAUCACGUUGUUGAUCAAGUGUCUAUACAGUCUGCACUGCAUUUGAGUAUGCACUAAACUAAAGAUAAACCAUUUUGAUAUGACUUUUUAACAAUAUAAGUACAAUAAUAACAAUAACUUAAUUAAAUCAUUGUUUUAAGCAGUAGUUUAUUUGUUCAAUUAAGAUUGUUUUACUUAAGUGCCUACUCAAAUAGAGUAUAGUGUUCGUCUAACUUCGUCCAACUUUAGUACUUCGUCGAGUAAUUUUGCGAGUAGUGUAAAUUAGGUAAGUUAACGCCGAGAAAACUAAACCUUAAACCAGUGAUUUCCUAAUAUAGCAGUCUCUUCCUACAACGGAUGGAUAUAAGCACUAACUGUGACAUUGGUUUAUCUCGGCUUUAGUCGUUAUUGAACUUAGUUAAAAUUAUUAGAAAAAUUACCAAACUGCCCUCAAAGUGUUUAUACGUAUAGUGGUCAAGUGCCAUUACAAUUUGAACCUUGUUGAUAAGAAUUAAAACCUAUUAUUGAAGUUACAAGUCUUGCAACGACAAAGUGACAAAUUACACACUUCUAUCCAAACUUGAAUUUAACUGGUUUAUAUGCUGUUCCUCAUUAGAGCCAUGUAAAUGAAUAAAAAAAAUACACAAAAAAAUAUUACCGAAUAUUGCUUUGUUAAAAAAUUUCUUUAUGAAUCGUCUUAAUUAUUUUUAAAGAGAAUAAUUUAAAUGUCGUAUAAUGUAGCCCGUUUGGUUUAUAAUAGUUCUGUUUGCAUUCAUAUGGUAUGUUUGACCGGUAUAGACGCAAGCGCUUACAAUGAAAGUGAAAGCCCAAAUUCACCGACAGCAUAAACGUAUUUUUUUAAACCACUGUUUAUGAAAAUGAGAAAAUGCAUAGUAAACAGUAGCUUUAAGAAAACUGACGUCAAACAAUUGACUCUGUUCUGCUACGCGCGACAAAACUCCGCCAGUGUGAAAGCACUAUUAUGUCGUAUUUAAAUGUCUCUCCAACUACGUACUCAUUGUAAACGCUCGCGAAACACCAUCAACUGAACAAGAAAUUAUUUGUGAUUAUUUGCAGUUGCCAUUUAUAUUUGCAUUUAUAUAAUUUUAUGUAAAAAGCUUAGGUAGAUGAUUAGUUAAUUUUAUUUCGAUACUUAUUAUUACCUAAAUCUAAAACUGACUGAUUGUGAGAUUUUUGUAAUAAACUUUUGUACCUGUUACAA